Trametes versicolor FP-101664 SS1 is the source of this 1785-nucleotide messenger RNA. RefSeq names its product L-gulonolactone/D-arabinono-1,4-lactone oxidase. The record is from RefSeq and is a predicted model, not a curated record. The coding region runs from base 30 to 1508 and encodes 492 amino acids. Gene Ontology annotation, cellular component: mitochondrion; membrane. Lineage: Eukaryota; Fungi; Basidiomycota; Agaricomycetes; Polyporales; Polyporaceae. Gene Ontology annotation, molecular function: FAD binding; D-arabinono-1,4-lactone oxidase activity. The transcript has 5 exons.
GUUCGCUCGCUGCCGCCUCCUCUCUCGCCAUGUCCUCCGACGCGUCCGCCCCACCACCACCCGCGCCUGCCGCGAAGCUGGCCGCCAUCCCGCUCCAGAGCCUCUACGCGCAGCUCGCGCCGGUCACGCUGCGCGCGGACGACGCGCGCGCGACGUUCACGAACUGGGGCCUCAGCUACACCUGCACGCCGCUGUCCGUGUUCGAGCCCGAGACGGAGGAGCAGUGCGGCCUCGUCCUGGAGCUCGCGCGGCGGGAGGGCAAGACGGUGCGGGUGGCGGGGAUCGGGCACAGCCCGAGCGACCUGGCGUGCACGACGGACUUUAUGUUGCGGACGACGAGGCUGAACAGGGUGCUCGAGGUCGACGCCGAAAAGCACCUCGUCGUCGCCCAGGCCGGCGUCAUCCUCAGCGUCCUCCACGACGAGCUCGCCCGCCAUGGCCUCGCCAUGCGCAACCUCGGCUCCAUCUCCGACCAGACCCUCGGCGGCGUCGUCACCACCGCCACCCACGGCUCCGGCAUGCAGUACCCCGUCCUCUCGAUGGACGUGAAGGCCCUCGUCCUGCUCCUCGCAGACGGCACCCGCACGCGCUGCUCGCGCGAGGAGAACCCGGAUCUGUUCCUCGCGUCGAUCUGCGGGCUCGGCAGCACCGGCCUCAUCCUCGAAAUAACCCUCGAGGUCGAGCCCGCGUUCAGGCUGAAGGAGGUCCAGGAGUCGCAUACCUUCGACGACGUGGUGGGAAACCUCGACUCGAUCGCGCACGCCGCCGAGCACGUCCGCCUCUGGUGGUUCCCCCACGCCGGCGUCAUCCGCGUCAGCAGCUCAAAUCGCACGUCCGAGCCCCGGAAACCCGUCGGCACGUGGCUCUGGCACUCCGUCGUCGGCUUCCACCUCCUCCAGUUCCUCCUCUUCCUUGGCCGCUACAUCCCAGCCCUCAACCUCUGGAUCGGCCGCUUCAUGGCCUGGCUCGUGCGCGACAGGACCGUCACCGUCGACGAUAGCCACCGCGUCUUCAACAUCGACUGCAAGUACCCGCAAUUCACGACCGAGUGGGCGGUCUCGUACGAGCACGCACAGGCCUGCCUGCGCGAGCUCCGCACGUGGCUCGACAGGGAGUUCGCAGACCCCGCGGGGCUCCGCCCGCACUCGUCCAUCGAGAUCCGCUUCUCCGCGCCCGACGACAUCUGGCUGAGCCCGAGCUACGCCCAGCGGACGUGCUGGAUCGGCCUCGUGCAGUUCAAACCAUACGGGCUGAACGUGCCCUACCGGAAGCUCUUCGCGCAGUUCGAGACGAUCAUGCUCAAGUACGCCGGGAAGCCGCACUGGGCAAAGUCGCACCCGCUCGGGCCCGCCGCGCUGCGCGCGCUCUAUCCGCGCUUCGACGACUUCGUGCGCGUGCUCGCCGCGGUCGACCCCGCCGGCCUCUUCCGCAACGCGUACGUGCAGCGCCACAUCUACGGCAGCACGGACGCCGCCGCGGGCGCGCGCGUCUUCAAGAAGAUGCCGUGAACCUCUGUCUUCGGUCUUCGUGCGCGCGCCGCUACACCCAUUGGACGACGCGUUGCAUUCUCCGGCCCCUGAAGCUUAGACCGGUGCGCCGCAUCUAAUCCCGCCCCCGCUUAGCCUACUAGCUACUACCUGCCCUAUCUAUCUACCCACCACCCUUUCUUCCUGCCUGCCUGGGGCGGCGGCUGCAUACGAUAGUCGAUCCCGGUGCCCGUCUUGUAGUCAAUAUCCUCGCUCCUCUCUAGUACGCCCGGUGUAUGUACAACGCUUCUGUAAUCUC